This is a messenger RNA of Rotaria socialis, 1434 nucleotides long. NCBI's taxonomy places the organism in Eukaryota, Metazoa, Rotifera, Eurotatoria, Philodinida, Philodinidae. The record is from the annotation of a GenBank genome assembly.
AUGUUUCUAGCUAUUUAUGGUGGAUUAUCACUUGCAUUGAGUUUAUUAGCUCCAUUGAAAAUAAAACUUGUUGUACGAUUUCAACAUCAAUCAUUGUCAAUAGAACGAAUAUCAAUAAUUACUUUACCUCGUGUUUAUUAUCAAUGGUUUUCACAAACUAUGAGAAAGAAAGUAACUGAUUUCAAUUUAUUUGAAGCUUAUUCAUUUGGUCGAAAUGUUGAUCUGAUUAGAAAAAUACAACUUGGCCGUCUUACCACAAGGCUUUAUAUAUGUUUUUAUUGUGUUGGUAUUACAAUACUUAUUUUUUAUUCGUCAUUUAAGCAACGAACAAUAACAGAAAAUUUCUAUAAUCCAUCAUUAGUUCUUACUCAACAAUUAAACACACGACAAAAUGGUACAGUCGAAUGUCCAUGUACAAGAACAUCUAUACCAUUACAUGAAUUUGUUACCAUUCAAACAAGUUUUCAUGAAAUAUGUACAAGUACAUUUGUAAAAGAUGAAUGGCGUGAAGCUCUUACUAUUAAUUUUAACAAUAUAUCAUCGUUUUUAAAUAUAAAUAACUAUCGCCAUUUUCUCUCAGCACAUCUUCAAUUUCUCUCUGGGCUAUGUUAUCAAGCAAUGAAGCAUGUAAAUGAUUCGGUACGUUCUUUUACUUCGACUUCUCUGAUCACAAGCAGACUACUUUCACAAUCUUCGUUCGAUAAACAAUUAUCAAACUUAUUGUAUCAAACAGAAGUACAUGCACCUACAUUAUUUGCUAAUGCAUUAGAAUUAGUAAAAUCCAUCAAUCAUGGAAAUGCGCUUAUGACUGUCUAUGCAAGUAAUUAUGAAUUUGUUGCUCGAAAAAGUCAAAAAGAUAUCUCAACAGUAUUAUAUGCACUACCAAUAACUUACAAAGAAACACAAAAUUGUUCAUGUGGAUUACAAUCAAAAUGUCUGACACAAGCAGUUUUUACUUGGCCUCGUCAUGUCAAAGUGAAAGAUUUUUUAAUUGGAUGUUUACCAAGUGAAUCAUUCUUAGCUUCAACACUUGAAUGUUUCUUUGAUGUUGAUUGCAUUAAUCUUAUUCGAAAUUAUACAUCUGGUAAUAUUCAUCUGACUCAUGUACUUGCACUUAACGAUCGUUCUAUGAUUCAUUCACGAUUUCAGAUUAAUACAACAGUUAAGGAAUUAGUAAAAAAAUUAUUUAUGGAAGAAUGGCCAACAAAUAUCUCAUAUGAGCGUUAUUUUUCACAAUGUGCACCAAAUAUUUGUACGUAUUUCUACAUUGAUAAUGCUAAUAUCCUUUAUGUAUCAAAUACUUUGCUUGGUCUUUAUGGUGGAUUAACAGUAGUAUUAGAUUGGUGGUGUCCGCAGCUUGUUAAGCUUAUUCAACGAAUUCAAAAUCAUUAUAAUAAGAAACGUCGUGUAUGCUCUACAUCUAAUAUAACGUAG